This is a messenger RNA of Chelonus insularis, 4726 nucleotides long. Its product is annotated as chitin synthase chs-2-like. Bases 46 to 4653 code for a protein of 1535 amino acids. The transcript has 14 exons. The record is from RefSeq and is a predicted model, not a curated record. Gene Ontology annotation, molecular function: chitin synthase activity. Lineage: Eukaryota; Metazoa; Arthropoda; Insecta; Hymenoptera; Braconidae. Gene Ontology annotation, cellular component: cell septum; cell periphery.
AAUAGUAUCAAUUCCGGUGUUCAAUCAACUUGUUGACUAACAACAAUGUCCGAUAAUGCUUGCAAAAAAGAAGAUUUUUUUAAUAGUUAUUUCAACGAAUUAGAUGAAUACCAUAGUGAUAGUGAAAAUGAGGACAGCAAAAAUGAAGAAAAUGCCAAUGAAAUUUAUAGUUGGGAUCUCUUCCGUGAAUUCCCAAAAACGACUAAAAUUGGAUCAAUGGAAGAUAUGACUUUAUAUGAAUAUUCAUUGAAAGCAAUCAAAAUUUUAACUUAUUUGGUGUUAUUUAUGUUAAUUCUUUGUGGAGGAUUUUUUUCUAGAGCAACUAUUUUGCUUGCAUCCUCUCAGAUUGGACCAAAGCAUAUCAUGCAGUACUGUGAAUACCAUCAUCUAAAUAAAAAUAUAACUACCAUGAAAAAUUUUAUUAUCGACAUAUCAGAAGAAGGAAAAAUUAUGUGGUAUUGGUGUAUAUUGAUAGCUUUUUGUAUACCAGAGCUAGUAACAAGUAGUAAUACAAUUUAUCAUUUACUAUUUAAAAAGAAAAAAUUUCCAAAAAUGUGGGAUCUUUCGUUUGUAUGUUUUCUCGAAGGCUUUCAUGCUGCAGCUAUAGCAGUACUUUUUUUAGUAAUUCUUCCUGAGCUUGACUCGGUUUUAGCUGUAAUAGUCAGUAGUUGUAUCUAUUUUGUGCCUACAAUUCUUGGUCUCUUUUCACGUAAUAGACACGAUAAAGUGGGCCAUCAUUUUAUUGUUGCAAUUGUAGGAGAUGUAAUAAUACUCAUAAUUCAAAUCUCAUUUAUUGUUCUUCUACUUUGUUUUAAUCAGACUAGAUCCACUAUCAAGUGGCUGUUACCUUUAACACUUGUAAUUUGCUCAUUGCGAUGGUGGUCUAAUUAUAUUUCAUCAAAAAGUUCCUUCAAAAUCAUUCAAUUCCUCUGCCGCAUCAAAGAAAGAUUGGAAUUAAGUCGUGGUGUUGUGCAAGGAAUCAGUGCAAUUUUUCGAAUAUUAAUUUUUUUCGGAACUACACUUAUUAUCAUUUAUUUGAAGGAUUUAAGUCUCAAAAAUUUUUUAACUACAUUUCCAGGACAAUUAAUGUAUAAUGUAACUAUCAAAAUACCUCAAGAUGAUCUCUCUAAUAAUAGUGUAUCAAAUAUAAUUGGAUAUUACAUGGCUUCUUCACAUGUAGUAUUACUCGUGUUAUUGAUUCAUGCUGUAGCAUCAAUAAUUACUUUUUCAACCAGUAAAUUUGCUAUUAGAGCAUUAAUGCAAUCGUUUGGAUUCGCACUGCCUGUUAGUCUGAUAGUUCCAGUGACUAAUAUUUUACUUCUGAUCUUCUGUAUUGUACAAAAGAAUGAUCCUUGUGUUUUAGUUAAUUAUAUUCCAGAUCAUCUAUUUUUUAACUCUCCUGAAUAUGACACUUUGAUGGAUGCCUUGUCUCAGUGGCAAUGUUGGCUUUGGAUACUCAUGUUUCUAUCUCAGAUAUGGCUCACUACACACAUCUGGAUUCCUCAUUGUGAAAGACUUGCAAGUGAAAAACGUAUUUUUGCAGUCUAUUCAUAUGACUCGUUAAUAAUUGAUCAGUCGUUAAUACUUAAUCGACGAAGAGAUCUUUUAAAUGACUCUUUAAAUCCAGAGGAGUCAGGUAAACAGAAAGAAAGCUUUGAAGGAUUCUCAGAAAUAUUUUCUAAAAGAACGUCAUCUGUCAUUAAACCUAAAGAUAAAAUAACUAAAGUAUUUGCGUGUGCAACUAUGUGGCAUGAAACAAAAGACGAAAUGAUGCAGUUUAUCAAUAGCAUUUUGAGAUUAGACCUUUGUCAAUCAGCCAUGAGAUUUACUUUGAAGCAGUAUAAAAUUCCAAUUAAUGAUUACUUUGAGCUUGAAGUACAUAUCUUUUUUGAUGAUGCUUUUCGGUGUAUGCAUGGCUGUGAAACCGUUUGUGAUCAUCAUGAAGAUGAAACCCGAGUUAAUGACUACGUAAAAACAUUUAUAGAAGUAUUUAAAAAGUCUGUUGAAAGGCUUUGUAUAUGUGCAUAUCCACCGACAAAAUAUCCAGCUCCAUAUGGAGGUGUGCUUGAAUGGAUUCUUCCAGGAAAAAAUAAAUUAAUCGUUCAUCUGAAAGAUAAAAAUAAGAUCCGUCAUAGAAAACGGUGGAGUCAGGUCAUGUACAUGUAUUACUUACUUGGUUAUCGAUUAAUAAGUCAACCGAUCCACUUAAGCCGGAAAGAGAUAAUAGCAGAAAAUACUUUUAUCCUGACCCUGGAUGGAGACAUUGACUUUCGACCUAAUGCAUUAAAAGUUCUUCUUCAUUUGAUGAAAAGAGACAAAGAUCUAGGUGCCGCAUGUGGUCGAAUUCAUCCUAUUGGUUCAGGUCCUAUGGUUUGGUUCCAAAAAUUUGAAUAUGCAAUCGGUCACUGGCUUCAAAAAUCAACUGAACAUACAAUUGGUAGUGUUUUAUGCAGCCCAGGCUGUUUUUCUCUUUUUCGAGCCAAGGCAUUGAUGGAAGACAAUGUAAUGAGACGAUAUGCCACCAAGUCAGAAGAAGCGAAACAUUAUAUCCAAUAUGAUCAAGGUGAAGAUCGAUGGCUAUGCACUCUUGUUUUGCAAUCUGGAUAUCGAGUUGAAUAUUCAGCAGCUAGCGAUUCAUACACACAUGCUCCAGAAACAUUCAAUGAAUUUUAUAAUCAACGUCGGCGUUGGAUUCCAUCAACUAUAGCUAAUAUUUUUGAUUUAUUAAGUAAUUCGAAAGAAACUAGGAAAGUUAAUGAAAAUAUAUCAUGGUUAUAUAUUUCAUAUCAAUGGGUUUUAAUGGGAAGUACAAUCCUAGGUCCAGGAACAAUCUUUAUGAUGCUUGUAGGAGCUUUUAUAGCUGCUUUCAAAAUUGAUAAUUGGUCUAGCUUUUCUUACAACUUGAUACCAAUUAUGAUAUUUGUAAUAAUUUGUUUUACUUCAAAAUCUUCAAUUCAACUUAUAGUCGCUGCAAUCAUUUCUACAAUUUAUGGUUUAGUUAUGAUUAUUGUUCUUGUUGGUAUAAUGAUCCAAAUUGCGGAAGAUGGAUGGUUAGCUCCGAGUACAAUUUUAUUCCUUAUUGUUGUGGGACAACUUGUUAUUGCUGGUUUGUUACAUCCACAAGAAUUGUCAUGUCUUCUAUGUGUUGUAAUUUACUACAUCACUGUUCCAUCAAUGUAUUUAUUACUUAUUAUUUAUUCGAUUUUCAACGUAAAUAAUGUUACCUGGGGUACCCGGGAAUCCAAAGCUGAUAUUCCAACUAAACAAAAUUCAUCACAAAAAGAUAGUCAAUCUUCAGAAUCAAAUAAACCUAAACUUUUUCGAAAAGAAUCACUGAAUUCUUCAUUUGCUUAUUUUUUCAAAUGUUUGUGUUGCAUGCAGAAUAGAGAUUCACAUCAAUCUGCAAAGCUCGAUCGUAUUGCUGAAACACUAAAUAACAUUGUUAUUCGUAUAGAUGAUUUAGAAAGAAAUAUUCAUAAUGAAGUUCAACCAUCAAGACAUCAAAUUCUGAAUUCUCCAACAGUUAAUCCUAUGCAUUCAGCCGAAACUGAUGAAAUAUGUGAAAAUGAACAAAAAAGUUCUGAGCACAUUUCUGAAUGUUCAUCAUCGAUUUCUUCGAAUGUAGAACCAGAUAAUGUGAGAGGAAGUAAUUAUCUUAUAAGUCCGCAUUGGAUUCAAGAUCCAGAUCUUCGAAAAGGACAAGUAGAAUUUUUAUCUCAUGAAGAAGAACUUUUCUGGAAGCAAUUGAUAAAAAAAUAUCUUCAACCACUUGACGAAGAUAAAAAAAAGCUUGAAAAAGUAGCCAGUGAUUUGAAAAAGCUACGUGAUGAGAAUCUGUUUAAAUUUUUUAUGAUUAAUGCAUUAUUUGUUUUUAUAAUUUUUUUGAUGCAACUCAACAAAGAUACAUUGCAUCUUCAAUGGCCAUUAGGAAUUACAUAUAAUGUUACUUAUCACAAAGGAAGUACUAUGGAGGUAUAUAUAGAGAAAAAUUAUUUACGCUUAGAACCAAUAGGUUGUCUUUUUGUUUUUGGAUUUGGUUUGAUACUUUUUGUACAGUUUAUAGCUAUGCUAUUCCAUAGAUCCUAUACUUUUAUUCAUUUGCUUGCAAAUACUAAUCUUAAAUUACAAUGUUCCAAAAAACCCAAAGAUAUCUUAUCCGGCGAUUUAUUAGAAAAUUACGUACAAGAUAUUGUCAAAGAAUUACAUAGACUCGCUGAAAACAAUGCCAAUCCAAUAUCUAAUAUGCAUCAGUCACAUUAUAUAGAACCACCUAAAAAACGGAAUACAAUUCAUACAUUACUAGAGAAUCAAGGACUGCGUAUGAGGUUGCCAACCAACUUUGAUAUGAUAUUUCGUCAAAAUUUAAGAUCUUCAAGAAUUUCACGAAGAAUAUUCAGUACUUUUAAUAACGGUCGUACAUCGUCAAUUAUUGAACGGGAAAUCAAUGAAACAUCAAAAAAUAAUUCAGCAGAAAGUUCUACAAUCUAUCAAAGUGUAGGAAGUGUAAAUGGAGACUGUACUAAUUCUUUCGGAUAUUCAAGAAAUACUACUACUACCACUCCAAGUAGUUAUGAUAAUCAAGCAUUUGUAUGUGAGCCAGAAUGUUCGAACACCUCCCAAUGUACUAUAAAAAAUACUAUUGUUCAUACAUAGGAUUUUUCAUGAAAAUUAGUUGAUACUUAAAAAAUUUUCAUUUAAUAACAUAAAUAAAAAAAAAAUUUUCUCA